CAACCCUCACAAUCGGUUUGGUCGUUGAUACCACACCCUCUCCCAUCUAAAAUUCCACUUCUACCCUUCUAUUCUCCUCCCUUUUGUUAUCCCCAAAAAAGUUUCAAUUUUGAUUUUUGUUUCUAGGGUUUAGACUUUUGUUGAGAUCCUUUGCUUCAUCCAUUUCCAAAUUCCUAAUACCCCUGACCUACCCUCCUUCACUACCACUUCACCAUAAAUCCACAUCUGAUCGCCUAACCCUAACUACUGAGAGAGGAGAGAUCCACUGCCAUGGAAUUCUUGCAGGAAAGCCAAAUCCAGGUCAUCGGCAUCGCCGUCGCCGUGGCUGCGAUCGCCGCCGGCGCUGCCUACCUCUAUCUCAGCAAGAAACCCAAAGGUUGUUUGGACCCUGAAAACUUUAGGGAGUUCAAGCUUGUGGAUCGGAAGCAGCUAAGCCAUAAUGUGGCCAAGUUCCGGUUUGGCUUACCCACACCUACUUCUGUGCUGGGUCUUCCCAUUGGGCAGCAUAUCAGUUGCAGAGGAAAGGAUGCUGUUGGUGAAGAAGUGAUCAAACCUUAUACACCAAUUACGUUGGAUUCAGAUGUUGGUUACUUUGAGCUUGUAAUAAAGAUGUAUCCUCAAGGAAGGAUGUCUCAUCAUUUCCGCGAGCUGCGUGUUGGUGACUUCUUGUCCGUAAAGGGCCCUAAGGGUCGAUUUAAAUAUCAACCAGGACAAGUAAGAGCAUUUGGAAUGCUUGCUGGAGGGUCUGGCAUUACUCCUAUGUUUCAAGUUGCCAGGGCUAUAUUGGAGAACCCAAAUGACGCUACUAAAGUUCAUCUUAUCUAUGCAAAUGUUACAUAUGAUGAUAUCCUUGUGAAGGAAGAGCUAGAUGGGCUUGCCACCAACUAUCCCAAUCGCUUCAAGGUGUACUAUGUGCUAAAUCAGCCACCUGAAAACUGGGAAGGUGGGGUUGGUUUUGUGUCAAAGGAGAUGAUUCAAGCUCACUGCCCAGCUCCUGCCUCUGAUAUUCAGAUUCUCCGGUGCGGACCUCCUCCCAUGAACAAGGCCAUGGGCGCGCACCUUGAUGAUCUUAGUUAUUAAGAGAUGCAGUUCCAGUUCUAAUCCUUCAUAAUCUCCAAAUCUCAUAAGCUAUUGAACAAGACCGAAAGAUUCUUGUAUUUGCAUGCCAUUCAACUUUCAUUAGCUUGUCAAGACUCAACCUUUUGUUGUUUUUGCCUGUAAUGUACUUUUUUGUAUUCGAGGUUUCUCUCGAUGAAAAUGGUUUGUACCACAUCUCUGUGUAUCUUGCAAUCAGGAAGCUAAUACUUGGAAGAAUUAAAUUGAAUAAGAACCAAGUUAAAGUUGCAGGCAAUUACAUGUUACCAUUUUCAUC
Messenger RNA from Dioscorea cayenensis subsp. rotundata (Guinea yam), 1372 nucleotides. RefSeq names its product NADH--cytochrome b5 reductase 1-like. The record is from RefSeq and is a predicted model, not a curated record. NCBI's taxonomy places the organism in Eukaryota, Viridiplantae, Streptophyta, Magnoliopsida, Dioscoreales, Dioscoreaceae. Gene Ontology annotation, biological process: electron transport chain. Gene Ontology annotation, molecular function: cytochrome-b5 reductase activity, acting on NAD(P)H.